Molecule: messenger RNA, 1292 nt
Organism: Danio aesculapii
Lineage: Eukaryota; Metazoa; Chordata; Actinopteri; Cypriniformes; Danionidae
Exons: 2
Coding region: 16-981 (321 amino acids)
Source: RefSeq, a predicted model, not a curated record
UUCGCCUCAACAUGCAUGUACGUGUGGGGUGCAAUUUUUCGGCCAGACCACCGUAAUGAAAAGUGGAGCCAUUGUGAAGGGCACUUUUACAAAGGAUGGGCCCACGUUCUGCUGCUUCUUAAAAAAGCUUCUGUGGACUUUUCCUGCAGGUGCCAUGAAGAAAAAUGCGUUUCCAUUGCUAGUUUUCCAACCUUAAAGUUCGUGCCAGUUUUCUGGGCAUAUCAAAUUGGCCAUAUGGGGGUCUUCGAUUUAUCAGAACAGGAUCUUUUGAAGAAUAUCGCGACUUGGUUUAUAUCACCAACGGUAAUUGAAGAUCUGCUGAGAGGAAAGAUGCACGCACUCCCGCUUCGAGUCACAUCAAAACCCUCCUCAUCAACCACACAUGUAUUAAGUGGUGUGUAUCAUCCCAAUGAGAAACACAUGGAUGAAUUGGGCAACUGGCAGAGCGCAGGCAACAUUCGCUGGAUCACAUACCACCACACAGACGAAAGGGGCUUUACUUUUGAAGGAGCGCUUGUCCAAAACAGUCAGGACAGAUGUAGGUGGAAAUGGAUGAAGUUACAGCAACUGAUCGCAAUCCUUUCUGGAGUCUUCAUGGCCAAACCCAUACAAAACCUCUUCGAUCAUAGAAACGUAGGGCAUUUCGACUUUAAAGGCUUAGAUGAAAUUCUUGAUGGCUUCGAGAUAUGGGAGUAUUUAGAUUCUGUGAUACCGUGUGUUAAAAAAAUGCAAGUCAAAGAAGCAGAACGUGACACUUCACAAGUGACAACUACCAGCAAACCCCCCUCAACAUCAGACAGGAUCGCAGGCACUUGCUCUGUGCUCAUUCACCGCACCAGCUCCGGUCUAAAGAGAUGCCUUGAGAGGGUGAUAUUAGAAAAAGAGGAAUACACCACCUCUUCAUCGCUCUUGUAUUCCUCAGUCAGUGGAAAACCACAUAAUGCCAGGUCAGAGAAUUGGACCCAAAGCCCUCUUCAAUAAAACAAAGUCAUUAAUCACAGCAAAUACGCCACACAAAAGACACAGCACAGAUAAAUUCAUUGAAGAAGAAAACAUUCAUUUCGGCUAUUGAUUUGAACCACUUACUAUAGAACCAGCAGGAUGAGAUAAAUAACAUGUAUGAAACAGCACAGAACAAUCAUGGAUAAAAAAAACACAUCAUACCAACAUUUCAAGGGCAAUUUUACCAAGAGGAAACGUGCGCUGUUCAUUCUGUCUUAUAUGAAGUUCAUUAUUUCUCUGAGUUAGGGUUCAAUUGUUUAUACCAUUUUACCCCAAUCCAUUUGGGAAUA